Messenger RNA from Galeopterus variegatus (Sunda flying lemur), 2178 nucleotides. RefSeq names its product ankyrin repeat domain-containing protein 26-like. Gene Ontology annotation, molecular function: protein binding. The record is from RefSeq and is a predicted model, not a curated record. Lineage: Eukaryota; Metazoa; Chordata; Mammalia; Dermoptera; Cynocephalidae.
AUGAAUAGGCUUUCUGGUGUUUUGGGGAGUAUAGAAGAGACCCCUUCGAGCUUCUCCACCAAUUGGAAGAGCAGUUCAGACACUGCAGACACUGGGUGGUUGAGAAAGAAAAUCACGCACUUUCGGCUUAGGUACCAGAUCAAACUCGGACGUCUGGGAAAGAUCCAUCAUGCUGCCAGGAAGGGUGAUGUGGAAAGAAUACAGAUGAUCCUUCUGUAUGGGGAAGGUGGCGUGGAUGACAGAGACAGGAAUGAGAAAACCCCACUACACUGGGCCUGUACAUUUGGUCAUCGUGAAGUAGUAGCUCUCCUGGUAGAGAAAAGAUGCAAUCUUAACCCCUGUGAUGACAGAAAGAAGACAGCUCUGAUGAAGGCUGUACAAUGCCAGAAUGAGGAAUGUGUAGCUAUUCUACUAGAACAUGGGGCCAAUCCAUGCUUGACGGACUCCCGUAACAACACUGCUCUCCACUAUGCUGCCUGCGGUCAGAACGUAUCUAUCGCAGAAAAACUGCUUUUACAUCAUGCAAAUAUCGAAGCAAGAAACAAGAAAGGGCUCACACCACUCUUACUUGCUCUAAAAAGAAACAGACCUUCAAUGGUGGAAUUUUUAGUAAAGAAUGGAGCAGAUAUACAUGCGGUUGACAUCAUGGAGAGAACAGCCCUCAUGUUUGCGGUAACUCACGAAUCAACAAAUAUAGUCAAGCUGCUUCUUGAGCGAGGCAUUGAUAUCGCUUCUGAAGAUAUUUAUGAAAGGACUGCAGAAUUUUAUGCUAUUGUUAGUGGUAAUCACAACAUCUCUGAGAAUCUUCCACAGGAGCAUGCUGGUCAUGUGUUUGGGACUGCAGAUCAAAGAGGACAAAAUGUGGUUAAUGGACAAGUAGCAGUUCCGAAGUCUGCGUUAAGAUUAGGACAAGAGGAACAGUUACAAUCACGUCUGCAUUUUGAGGAAAAAGCAACAAAGCCAUCAGUUGGAACAAAGGAAAAUGAUAUGAAGUCUGCAUUACGAUUAGGACCAGAGAAAGAUGAAGAAUCACCUUGGGAUUCUGAGAGCAUCUCUGAGAAUCUUCCACAGAAGUGUGCUGAUCAUGUGUCUGGGGCUGCGGAUCAAAUUGGAAAAAAUAAAGUAAAUGGGGAAGUAGAAGAUAUGUUUUAUAUUCCUUCUUGCAUGAGUGGACCAAGAAAUUUUAAGAUUGCUAAACUAGAGGAUACAAGAAGUGGGGUUAUACCAGUAGCCCAUGUGGAGUCUGCUGAGAAAUAUCCUCACUUGCAGCCUACCACUGAAGUGAAAGACUCUGUUCCAAAUAAAGUAGUAGGAGUGAAGGAUAUACAAACAUCUAGAUCAGCAGAACAAGACUUUAGAAUGACAGCGGACAAAGAGCAAGAAAGGCUUGAUGGAAAUGAAAAUAAGCAGCCACAGGUUGAUGAAGAAAAGAAGCACAAAAGUAAUAAAACAAAAAUAUCGGAAAACCUAUAUGAUGGUGCUGCUGCUGCUGCUGCUGAUAAUGGAUUAAUUCAACAAAGAAAGAAUGGGAGAACUGAUCACCAGCAAUUUCCCAUCGAGGAAAAUGAAGGGUAUGAUAGAAGUCCUGCCUUGCAUAUGAUGGAAGGAAAGAAAAAUGAAAAUGAAAAAUGGACCUCAAAAGAAUCUGUGAUUACACCAACAUUUGAGAAGGCUGAUUCACUAACUGGUGGUCCACUACAAGUGAAUGUUAACAGCUGUUUAGGUAAAAUAGAUCAGGACGAUGGAAGAAUGUACAGGUUGUUUUUUAAUUUCAAGGAAAAUUGUGAUAUGUCAUUUUAUUUGGUGCUAGCUGAAGGUCUUCUUUGUUUUACUCAGGUUUCUGAUAGUCAUCAAAAAGAUCUGUUGCAUAAAAAUCACAUGUUGCAGGAUGAACUUGCCAUGCUAAGACUGGAGAGAGACAGAAUAAAAAAUCAAUUUCAGGAGAAAGAAAAUAAACAUUUCAAGGACAUUGGAAUUAUACAAAGAAAGAAUGAAUACCUUCAAAAGAUGAUAAAAUGGAAUGAGGAAACAUCCACAAAAACAAUAUCCCAGUAUAGUGGACACCUUAAUGUUCUGAGAGCUGAGAAUGCAAUGCUAAAUUCUAAACUGGAAGAUGCAAAACAAAACAAUGAAAAACUGGAAACAGACAUUGAGUCAUACCGUUCUAGACUGGCUGCU